UUGUUUUGUCCAGAAGAGGGGGCUGCUCGUGUAACAGAUGUAUAAUUUACUCUCCAUGCGUUGUGUUGUCUCAUAAUAAAUCACUUCGGCCAGUGGUCCCAGUUGAGCAUCAUUUAUUAAUGUUGCUGUUGUUAAAUGGGAAACAGCACGUUAGUUGUGCAGGGCUUAAACAUAACCAACCCUGUUACAUUCGCUAUAGCAGCUUCAUUCACUCUUCUACUGACUACUUGCUCGCGCUAGUUUUAGAGUAAACUGCUGUGGAAAACUCGGCCAGAAGCUAGCAAGUGUCAAGUUAAUCAACAACACCACAAACGUCUUUUCAAGCCAGGAACUAGUAAUGGACCAGAACCUGUUUGGAGGGGCCCCCAGGUUUCUCACGCGGCCCAAGGCCUUCGCAGUGUGCGUGGGAAAGGAUGCCACCUUGAGCUGCACCAUUGUGGGCAACCCCACCCCACUGAUUACCUGGGAAAAGGAGAAGCUACGUCUGACCUCUGGGGGCCGCUUCAAGAUGGUGGAUGAUGGUGACGUCUACCGCCUCACCAUCUACGAUCUAACCCUGGAGGACAGCGGCCAGUACAUGUGCCGGGCCAAAAACAAUGUUGGGGAAGCAUAUGCAUGCGUAACCCUUCACGUAGGCCUUCCACAGGAGAUGGUGGAGAGGGCCCCCGUGUUCAUGGUUAAGCCUACCUCCGCACGAGUAGGCCUGGGGGGCGACGUGGUCUUCCACUGCCGGGUUGCGGCUUACCCAGAGCCCAAAUUUGACUGGGAGAAGGACGGGCGUUACCUGGCCGAGACGAACCGCAUCAAGGUGACAUCAGACAGUGACAGCAGCUCUCUGAGGAUCCAGAGCGUGCGCAGCCUGGACAGCGGCACAUACACUUGCCGCGCCCAGAAUUUGGUAGGCCGCUCUAACUCCGCCGCCACCUUGGUUAUAGACACCCAGGACUCCCGUCACCUGGGCAAGGACAAGAGCACCUCCCUCCUCUCCCACCUCCAGAAGCGUAAAGAAGGGAUCUCUAUCUACUGCACUGCCGAGACCAGCAGCUCCACUUACAACUCCACCACCACUUCCUCGACCGCCACCACUAUGGUCACAGACGGGCUGAGCCUUCUGGGUCUAGACCACAGCAGCGCAGCGCUGGUCAGUCAUCUGCCCAAAGGCGUCUUCACCCGCACCUGCACAGUGACUGAAGGCAAGCACGCCAAACUCAGCUGCUUCGUGACGGGCCACCCCAAGCCUCACAUCAUCUGGAGGAAGGAUGGGGGGAACAUUGGCGAGGGACGCAGACAGAUCAUGUAUGAGGACCAGGCUGAGAACUUCAUCCUCAAGAUCCUGUACUGCAAACAGAGGGACAAUGGUCUGUACACCUGUAACGCCUCCAAUAUGGCUGGACACACCUACAGCGCCGUGCUGGUGAUAGUUAAAGAGCCCAAGGUGCCGUUCAGGAGGAAGCUGCAGGAUGUGGAGGUCCAGGAGAAGAUGACGGCCACGCUGCUGUGUGAGGUUCCCAUCUCCACCACCCAGGCCAGCUGGUUCAUGGAGGAGACGCGACUGGAGGACUGCUCCAAGUACCGAAUGGAGGAGGAGGGCACCAUGCGGCGCCUCACCAUCCACAACGUCACCACCAAUGAUGAUGCCGUCUACAUCUGCGAGAUGAAGGAGGGGAGCCGCACCGUGGCCGAGCUCACUGUGCUGGGCAACAUCACUAAGAAGCUGCCCAGGAGGACUGUAGUGCCAGUGAGUGAUACAGUGAUCUUCUGCGUUGAGCUGGAGCACCCCUGUUCUGACGCCUACUGGACACGCAAUGCCGAGCGUCUGAAGCCGGACACACGCAUAUUAAUUGCGUGCACCCUCAGGCAAUACACUUUAACCAUCAGCCACUGCCAAGCUGACGACUCAGGAGAGGUGGCCUUCAUGGCUGGAGACUGCAAGACCUCCACAAGAUUCUCUGUCACAGCUGCCAGAAAGCAUCCUCCUGAUCCCCCCAUCGAUGUGGUGGUGCGCAACAAGACUGACUCAUCCAUCACCCUCCACUGGUCCCCCCCAGACAGUGACCGCCCUGUGCCCAUCAAGGGGUACAUGGUAGAGAGGAGGAAGGUGGGUGCCCAGACCUGGCAGAGGUGCAAUGGCAUGGAGAUCAGCGUCUUUACUGAGAUCACGAUCCAGAACUUCACAGAGGAGGCCAGCUACCAGUUCCGCAUUUCUGCAGUCAACAACUAUGGCCAGAGCCAAUACCUGGAGGUUCCCGGGACCUUCUACCUUGAGCCCAGUGCAGAGGUGAAAACAGGCCUGAUGAACAGCACAGCCAUCUCAGGUGAGGAGGCCUCACUCUCUGUGGAUCUGUCUGCCGUGUGCUCUGGCGUAUGGUCUAUCAACGGACGCCUCCUGCGUAGUGGUGGUGACUACCUCAUCACCCGCCAAAAGACCACACACACGCUGAUGAUCCGGACGGUCUUGAUGGAGAUGAACAGAGCCGUGGUCAAAUUUGUGGGCGGUGGCUCUGAGAGCACUUGUAUACUCAAAGUGAAGGCUCCACCUAUCCGGUUCACCAGUAAGUCUGCUCACACUGAGGUGGUGACCUGCAGCGCCCAGUCCUCCGCCCAGCUGACCACAGAGGUGUCUGAUUACCAUGCCCAGGUGGUCUGGAUGAAGAAUGGACGGGAGCUGAAGAUGGGCAAGAAGUAUGAGUGCAUAACCACUGACCACAAGAGGAUCCUGAUGGUACACAAUGUCACUGAAGAGGACACGGGAAUCUAUGAGUGUGUCCUAAACGAAGACAGAAUGUCCCUGACGCUUUCUCUAAAAGAUGAAGCAAAAUUCCUGAACAAGCCCAGGGGUCCCAUGGGGGUGGCACCUGCCCUCAGCGGGGACCUUGAGUUGAACUGUGAGGUAUCAUCUGCCAGCGGGGUGGUGGUGUGGAGGAAGGAUCAGACAGUGGUCAUUGAGGACCAAAGAACUACCAUUGUCUCCAAAGGGACACAGAGGAGACUGGUCAUCAAGAACGCCAAGAAGAGUGACGAGGGACACUACUCCUGCGAGACAGCGGAAGACAAAGUCACAUUCCAGGUCAAGAUAAAAGAAGUUCAACAGGCUGCCUUCACCAACAAGGACUCUGUACAGAAGGAAGUGAGAGCUACUCUCUCCCAGAAAGCCACUCUGAGCUGUGAGGUGUCAGAUACCAAGACAGAGGUGAAAUGGUACAAGGAUGGCAAACAGAUCAUUGCAAGUAAAACAGUUUCCAUGGAGACAAAGGGCAAGAGUCGUCAGUUGGUAGUAGACAAAAUGGAGAAAAAGGAUGCUGGAGAGUACACCUGUGAAGCUAGAGCAGAGAAGCUGGUCUUUAAAAUACAUGUGUCAGAAGCCCAACAGGCUGCCUUCACCAAUAAGGACUCUGUACAGAGAGAGGUGAGAGCUGUUCUCUCCCAGAAAGCCACUCUUAGCUGUGAGGUGUCUGAUACCAAGACGGAGGUGAAAUGGUACAAGGAUGGUAAACUGCUGACUUCCAGUAAGACAGUCUCCAUGGAGACAAAGGGCAAGACUCGUCAGCUGGUGAUAGAGAAGGUGGAGAAGAAGGAUGCUGGACAGUACACCUGUGAGGUUGGAGCAGAGAAACUGGUCUAUGAGAUACAGGUGACAGAAGCCCAGGCUACCUUCUCCAAUAAGGACUCUGUACAGAGAGAGGUGAGAGCUGCUCUCUCCCAGAAAGCCACUCUGAGCUGUGAUGUGUCAGAUACCAAGACGGAGGUGAAAUGGUACAAGGAUGGCAAACUGCUGACUUCCAGUAAGACAGUCUCCAUGGUGACAAAGGGCAAUACUCGUCAGCUGGUGAUAGAGAAGGUGGAGAAGAAGGAUGCUGGACAGUACACCUGUGAGGUUGGAGCAGAGAAACUGGUCUUUAAGAUACAUGUGACAGAAGCACAUCAGGCUGCCUUCACCAAUAAGGACUAUAUACAGAAAGAGGUGAAAGCUACUCUCUCCCAGAAAGCCACUCUGAGCUGUGAGGUAUCAGAUACCAAGAUGGAGGUGAAAUGGUACAAAGAUGGCAAACUGCUGACUUCCAGUAAGACCGUCUCCAUGGAGACAAAGGGCAAGACUCGUCAGCUGGUGAUAGAGAAGGUGGAGAAGAAGGAUGCUGGACAGUACACCUGUGAGGUUGGAGCAGAGAAACUGGUCUAUAAGAUACAGGUGACAGAAACUCAAGCAGCUUUCACCAAUAAGGAAUCUGUACAGACAGAGGUGAGAGCUGCUCUCUCCCAGAAAUCCACUCUGAGCUGUGAGGUGUCUGAUACCAAGACGGAGGUGAAAUGGUACAAGAAUGGUAAGCUGCUGACUUCCAGUAAGACAGUCUCCAUGGUGACAAAGGGCAAGACUCGUCAGCUGGUGAUAGAGAAGGUGGAGAAGAAGGAUGCUGGAGAGUACACCUGUGAGGUUGGAGCAGAGAAGCUGGUCUUUAAGAUACAGGUGACAGAGGUCCAGGCUGCCUUCACCAAUAAGGACUCUGUACAGAAGGAGGUGAAAGCUACUCUCUCCCAGAAAGCCACUCUGAGCUGUGAGGUGUCUGAUACCAAGACGGAGGUGAAAUGGUACAAGGAUGGUAAACUGCUGACUUCCAGUAAGACAGUCUCCAUGGAGACAAAGGGCAAGACUCGUCAGCUGGUGAUAGAGAAGGUGGAGAAGAAGGAUGCUGGACAGUACACCUGUGAGGUUGGAGCAGAGAAGCUGGUCUUUAAGAUACAGGUGACAGAAUCCUCUGCCAAGUUUAAAAAGACUGCCAAGAAGGAUAUAUGCAGUGUUCAAGCAAGUGAGAAGAUUGUUUUGACCACUGAGCUGACUUCGGAGAGUGCCAGUGUCAAGUGGUUCAGGGAUGGAGUAGAGUUGAAGGAAGGCACUAAAUAUGAGAUGAAGAGAGAGGGACAUUCUCGUACCCUGAUUGUGAAGUCCACCGAAGUCAAAGACAGUGGCACCUACUCUUGCCACACUGAUGAUGACAAGCUUGAGUUCAAAGUUCAAGUCAAACAUACACCGCUGAAGUUUGUGGUGCAGUUGCAGCCUGUAGCCACAGAGCUGGGUGUUACGCUGACCCUGACCUGUGAACUGAACCAAGCCUCAGGGGACGUACUCUGGCGCCAAAACAGUUGUGAGGUCAAACCCGGUGGCAGGUUCUGUGUCAGCACUGACGGUGCCAAGCGGGUCCUUACCAUAACAGGAAUGACCAAAGAGGAUGAGGGAGAGUACAUCUGUGAAUGCAAAGAUGAUAAGACCUCUGCCAAGGUCUCCACCAACGCCCCCAGACUGGUGAAUCUGACUUCCAAGCUGAGCAGCAUCGCUGCAGUGGAAGGGAAGGAUGUCAUGUUUAAGUGUAGUGUCACCCCAGCAGACGUCAAAGUAAAAUGGUUCCACAACAACGUGCCAAUCACUGCUGGGCCCAAGUAUAAGAUUGAGCACGGGGCCACCAGCCACUCCCUCACCAUCAUGUCAGUCAGUCAGGAGGAUGCUGGGGAGAUCCGUAUGGCAGCUGAGGGCAAAACCUGCAGCGCUACCCUCCAAGUGCAACUGGAGCCGGUGAUGUUCAAGAAGAAGCUGCAGAACGUGACGACGGUAGAGGAUCAGAAGGGAGUGAAGCUGGAGGUGGAGCUUAGUAGACCCUCUAAAGAAGUCAGGUGGAUGAAGAACAGCGUGGUGCUGCAGCCCGGAGGCAACAUCGACAUCAGGGUGGACGGGGCCAAGCAGACCCUGGUCUUCAAGAGUGUGACUACCGCUGACCGCGGCUAUUACUCCUGUGAAACUCUGCAUGACAAGACCCAGGCCAAACUCACUGUGGAUGUGCAGAAGAUUGAGGUGGUGAAGGGCCUGCUGGCCGAGGUCAAGGCCAAUGAGAAGGAAACAGUGACCCUGGAGGUGGAGCUCAGUCAAGCUGACGUGGAGGGAUCCUGGACCAGAAGCGGAGCCAAGCUCAAGGCAGGGUCCAACUGUCGCAUCACGGCCCUUGGAAAGAAGCAUGCCCUUACACUGUCCCAACUCAAGAUGGAGGACGCAGGAACGAUUGUCUUCCAAGCGGAAGGGGUCAAGUCUUCUGGCAAGCUCAUUGUUGAAGAACCUGCUGCCAUGAUCUCUAGGCCCAUGGAGGAUGUCAAAGCUCCAGAGAAGGAAAAGGCAACACUUGAGUGUGAGGUGUCCAGAACCAAUGCUGAGGUCAAGUGGUUCAAGGGUGAUACGGAACUAAAACCAGGAAAGAACUUUGGCAUCCACUCCCAGGGUCGCACACGUAGCCUCCUCAUCCAUAAAUGUUCCAAAGAGGAUGAGGGCACAUACGUUUGUCGAAUGUCUGACGACAAUACAUCAGCCAAACUCACUGUACAUGCCCGAGACAUUAAGAUAGUGAAGAAGCUGGAGGAUGUGGAGGUGAUGGAGAAGGAGAGUGCGUCAUUCAUGUGUGAGAUCUCUCACGAUGAUGUGGCCUGCCAGUGGUUCAAAGGAGACACCAAACUCAAAGUCGGUGACAACAUCAAGAUGAGACAAGAGGGUAAAAUCUAUGUGCUGCUGAUUAAAUCGGUGACACCAGAAGACGUGGCGGAGAUUAAAUUCACAGCUGAAAAGGCCUCUUCAACAGCCAAACUGACAGUGAAAGGCAAAGCCCAAUCUGUGUCACGGGAGCUGCAGAGCGUCAGCGUUGUCUCAGGGGAGGAUGCUGUGUUCACCUGUGAGGUCACACAGACCAGCUCCACCGUCCAGUGGGCCAAAGAUGGGAAGGACAUCCGGAAGAGUGAGAAGUAUAACAUCAGCAAAGAGGAGAGGGUCAUGAAGUUGACCGUCCGCAGCGUCACUGUCCAGGACUCUGGAGAAUAUAGUUGUGAGGUCAUCGGAGGAGCCACUACCAAGGCCAAGCUGGUGAUCAAAGAGCCAGUCCACAAGUUCACCAAGGAGCUGAAGGACAGUGAGGCGGAAGAAAAGGGCUCAGUGACUCUACAGUGUGAGACGGCCCAGCCUGCCUCCAAGGCCACCUGGUCCAAGGGAGGCAUAGAGCUCAAGGCCGGGGGACGCUGCGAGAUGACCCAAAAGGAGACCGUUCUCACACUUACCAUUAAACAGCUGGAGGAGAAAGACAGCGGAACUUACACCUGUGACGUGGGCACCGCCAAGAUGACGGCUAAGGUGACAGUCAAAGCCUUGCCUGCCAGCUUUAAACAGAAGCUGAAGAACCAGCAGGCCACGGAAGGAGAGAAUGCUACUCUCUGCUGUGUGUUAGCCAAACCUGGAGCAAAGGUUCAGUGGAAGAAAGGCACUGAGAAUCUCAAAGCUGGAAACAAAUAUGAGAUUAAGCAAAAAGAUGCGUGCUUUGAGCUUCAGAUAAAACAUCUGAAGGUUGAAGACAGUGGAGAGUAUUCCUGUGAGUGUGGAAAUCAGAGGACCACAGCGACUAUAAACGUCAAUGCGUUACCUGUGACCUUCAAACACAAGCUGGAAAGCCAGGAGGCUGAGGAAGGGGGCAGUGUUACCCUGCACUGUGAGCUCUCUAAACCUGGAGUCCCUGUAGAAUGGAGGAAGGGAACACAGGUGCUGAAGUCUGGAGAAAAGUACCAGAUGAAGCAGAAAGAAUCUGUGAGUGAACUCCUGAUCAGCAAAGUAGUACCCGAGGACAGUGGAGACUACAGCUGUGUGUGUGGAGAACAGAAGACUACAGCCAGUCUCAAGAUUAAGGCCCAACCUGUGACCUUCAAACACAAGCUGGAGAGCCAGAAGGCUGAGGAAGGGGGCAGUGUUACCCUGCACUGUGAGAUCUCUAAACCUGGUGUCCCUGUAGAAUGGAGGAAGGGAACACAGGUGCUGAAGUCUGGAGAAAAGUACCAGAUGAAGCAGAAAGAAUCUGUGAGUGAACUCCUGAUCAGCAAAGUAGUACCCGAGGACAGUGGAGACUACAGCUGUGUGUGUGGAGAACAGAAGACUACAGCCAGUCUCAAGAUUAAGGCCCAACCUGUGACCUUCAAACACAAGCUGGAGAGCCAAAAGGCUGAGGAAGGGGGCAGUGUUACCCUGCACUGUGAGAUCUCUAAACCUGGUGUCCCUGUAGAAUGGAGGAAGGGAACACAGGUGCUGAAGUCUGGAGAAAAGUACCAGAUGAAGCAGAAAGAAUCUGUGAGUGAACUCCUGAUCAGCAAAGUAGUACCCGAGGACAGUGGAGACUACAACUGUGUGUGUGGAGAACAGAAGACUACAGCCAGUCUCAAGAUUAAGGCCCAACCUGUGACCUUCAAACACAAGCUGGAGAGCCAGAAGGCUGAGGAAGGGGGCAGUGUUACCCUGCACUGUGAGCUCUCUAAACCUGGAGUCCCUGUAGAAUGGAGGAAGGGAACACAGGUGCUGAAGUCUGGAGAAAAGUACCAGAUGAAGCAGAAAGAAUCUGUGAGUGAACUCCUGAUCAGCAAAGUAGUACCCGAGGACAGUGGAGACUACAGCUGUGUGUGUGGAGAACAGAAGACUACAGCCAGUCUCAAGAUUAAGGCUCUUCCAGCCACAUUCAAACACGAUCUUGAGAGCCAGGAGGUUGAGGAGGGGGGCAGUGUUACCCUGCACUGUGAGCUCUCUAAACCUGGAGUCCCUGUAGAAUGGAGGAAGGGAACACAGGUGCUGAAGUCUGGAGAAAAGUACCAGAUGAAGCAGAAAGAUUGCAGUGUGAAACUACAAAUCUGUAAUUUGAAACCUGAAGACACAGGAAACUACCACUGCAGCACUGGAGACCUAGAGAGCUCAGCAUACCUGAAAGUCAAUGCUCUCCCAGUCAUAUUCACCAAAGAUCUGCAGAGCCAGGAGGCUGAGGAAGGGGGCAGUGUUACCCUGCACUGUGAGCUCUCUAAACCUGGAGUCCCAGUAGAAUGGACGAAGGGGGAGGUGGGUCUCUGCCCCUGUGCCAAGUAUGAAAUCGUCCAGGAAGGGCACAGCGCCAGACUAGUCAUCCACAGCUUAGACCCUGAAGACUCAGGCAGCUAUACUUGUGACAGUGGCGACCGGAAAACCACAGCAAACCUUUCUGUGAAGGCCCUGCCUGUUUACUUCAAAACCCCACUACAGAAUCUAGAGUGGGACGCAGGUGAGAUCGCCAUCCUCCGCUGUGAGAUCACAAAUCCUGUGGCCAGCGUUGUCUGGAGCCGGGGCGACAGCGUCUUGGAGUCUAACAACAAGUAUCAGCUGAAACAGGAAGGUGCCAUAGUGAAGCUUAUCAUCUAUAACCUGCAAGGUGCUGACUCUGGGGAGUAUAUCUGUGACACGGGUUACCAGAAGACCUCCUCCAUGCUCACUGUACAGGAGCUGGAGGUGACCAUAGUGAAGGUCUUGAACAGCUGCUCGGUGCGCGAGGGGGAGGACGUUCACUUUGAGUGCCAUCUGUCCCACGAGGAUGCCAAGGAGGUCCAGUGGAAGCUUGCGGAUGUCCCUCUGCAGAACAAUGAAAUGAAUCUGAUCCGCAGCCAAGGCAAGGUGCACAGCCUCACCCUCAGGGGGGUCACCCAGGCCGACUCGGCCACAGUCGCUUUUACCGUGGGCCACCAUACCUCCACCGCCAGCCUGACCGUCCGAGGGGCCCCUGUGGUGUUCAAGAAGGAGCUGGAGAGCCAGGAAGCAGUUGAGGGGGGCAGUGUCUCCCUGACCUGUGAGAUCAGUGCUGAGGGCAAGGUGACCUGGAGAAGGGGCUCCGUGCUCCUCACCCAGGGGGAGAAGUAUUCCAUGGAGCACACAGGUUCUACCUACAUCCUGAUGGUUCACAAGCUGAAGGUCGAGGAUGCUGGAGAGUACACCUGCGAUACUGGGGAUAAGCAGAGCACGGCCACCCUGACAGUCAAAGAGUCUGUACGCAUCACUCGGGAGCUGCACGACAUCACAGUGACCACCGGGCAGGAUGCUGUCUUUGUGUGUGAGUUGUCCCAGGAGGGCGUAACCAAUGGAGAGUGGUGGCUAGGGGAUAACCUCCUCCAGAACAACGACCUGAACCAGAUGACCUUCCAGGGCCGGGUGCACCGGCUGACACUGCAGAUGGUCACCACUGAUGAGUCAGGGGACGUGGCGUUUGUGGUGGGCGAAGAGAAGACCGUCGCCUGCCUACUGGUGGAAGAGAAGCCCAAAGUCUUAAUCCUAGAGAAGCCUCAUGACACAGUGGCCCUGGAGGGUGAGACAGUCACCCUGUCCUGCACCGUCUCCGACCCCACGACCACUAUCAACUGGAGCAGGAAUGAUGUUGCAAUCAAAGCAGGCCUCAAGUACGACCUGCGGAAGAAUGGAGCUCUCAUGCAGCUCCGUAUCCACAACCUGGACAUGGAGGACUCUGGAACUUACUGCUGCGAUACCGGGGAUGCACAGUGCACCGUCACAUUGACUGUGGAAGGUGCCCCGGCAUUCUUCCAGAAGGAGCUGAAGAACAAGGAAGCCCAGGAAGGUGAUGAUAUCACUCUGCGCUGUGAGCUCUCCAAGGCGUGCACUCAAGUGGAAUGGAGGAAGGGAGGCAUGGUCCUCCAGGCUGGUAAGAAGUAUGAGAUGAGGCAGGAGGGCUGCGUUCAGGAGCUCCGCAUUCGUAACCUGGAGCCAGAGGACAAUGGCUACUACACCUGCGAUGCUGGAGACCAGCUCACCACGGCCUCGGUGGCAGUGCAAGAGGCAGAAGUCCUCAUAGUGUGUGGUCUAAAGAGCACCGAUGUCUUUAUGGGCGAGUGGGCCACCUUCUCCUGCCAGCUGUCCCGCGGUGUGAGGCCCGGGGAGGUGCAGUGGUGGCUGGACGGGACCCUUCUCCAGGACAGCCCCUCCAGCGAGAUAGGGCUGAGCCAGGGCCACGUCCACACCCUCACCCUAAAGGACCUGGCCCCGGACGCCUCGGGCACCGUCACGUUCAAAGCCUGCAGCCUGGUGUCCUACGCCAAGCUCUUAGUUAAAGACCCCACAGUAGAGGUGGUGAGCGAGAUGCAGGACCUGAGGGUGGCUGAGGACAAGCCGGCUGAGUUCAUCUGCCAGUACUCCCGGCCGGUCCAGGCCCAGUGGAAGAGAGACGGUCGGCCAUUGCAGCCUGACGGCCAGAGGGUGGUAGUGGAGCAGGACUGGACCGUGGCUCGCUUGUACAUUAGCCACGUGUCCACUGAGGACAGGGGGAGAUACUCCUGUGAGGCAGAGGGGACCUGUGUGGUUGCCUUACUGGAGGUGGAAGCCAAAUCCAUUGAAAUCCUACAAGGCUUGGAGAACAUGGACACCAUUGACGGCGGGGAGGCCCUAUUCGAGUGCUCUAUCUCUCGUUGCGAGAUCAAAGACUGCCGCUGGCUGAUCGGGGGCAAGCCGGUGAAGGAGUCGCCCACCACGGAGAUCGUGUCCUUCGAAAGUGGACGCCGCCACCUCUUGCUGCUCAAGGAUCUGCACGUUGGAGACAGCUGCAAAGUUACUUUCCAAGCCGGCACCGCAACAACCUCCGCCAUGCUCAACGUCAAAGGCUGGCAGCUGGAUGUGGUGAGUGGUCUGGAGGACAAGGUAGCUGUGGUGGGAGAGACUCUCGAGUUCAGCUGCAUGCUGACUGAGCCUGUGCCUGAGGCGGAGGUAGCCUGGUACUCUAACGGAGCCGAGCUAAAGGCUGAUGACACCUGGGGCAUGAGGGCUGACGGCUGCUCCUACCACCUGGUGCUUAGACAGGCACCAGCCAUGCCACCACAGGAGAUCACCUUCGCUGCCAGGGACGCCAUCUCCAUGGCAAAGCUCACCAUCAUCACUGUUCCUGACCCCCCGGAGGACCCAGAGCUGGUCAGUAAGAGUAAGCAGGCGGUGACCCUGUCUUGGUUCACACCCCUCAGCAACGGAGGCAGCCCUAUUUUGGGCUACAGGGUGGAGAUGAGGCUGGCGGACAGUGUCCUCUGGCUGCCGUGCCAUGCAGAGCCUGUGUGUAACACAGAGUUCUCUGUGGAUAACCUCAUCCCAGGGAGCGGCUACAGGUUCAGGGUGGCAGCCAUCAAUAGAGCUGGGACAGGAGAACCUGUCCAGCUGCCUCAGAGCGUUCAGCUGGAGGCUCCAGUGACAGUGACCCAACAGUUGGCCUGUCCAGACCUGCAGGAGGGUAAGAUGGCCCGUGUGGAGUGUGACCUCUCUGCUGAGGGCAGCUCGGUCACCUGGCUCAAAGACAACAAGGAGCUGGAGUAUGGAGUAAAAUACCAGGUCACCACAGAGGGCAAGACACAAGUGCUGCUGAUCAAAGACUUUGAGUCUGCUGACCAGGGUGUGUACACCUGUGUGGCCUCAGACGAGGCAGAAAGCUCCCUUAAUCUCAACCUACCAAAAGGUGGAGAUGGGGUUCAGUUGGAGGAGGGGGCCCAGCCCAGCCUGCCUCCUGAGGCUGCCUCCGAGGGUGACGUCCAUGCACUGUGGGAGGACCUGGCCAAGAAACGCCGCAUGAGCCGAGAGCCCACCCUUGACUCCAUCUCUGAGCUGCCUGAUGAGGAGGACAAGGAGCCCAAGACACCCAAGGGACCAGUCAAGGAGAAGAAAGCCCCAGAGAAGGUGGGAGUGAAAGCCCUGGAGAAUGUGGGAGUGAAAGCCCUGGAGAAUGAGAAAGUUGAUGUGAAAGCCCCGGAGAAGGAGAAAGUGAAGGUGAAAGCACCAGAGAAACAGAAGGUGAAAGAAAAGGAAAAGGUCGUAGAGCAUGCCAUCGUCCCUAAGAAGAAGGUGUUGGAGCCAAACUUGUACACCAGCUCUGAGGAUGAGUCCAGGCCUCCAACACUGGUUUCCUACCUGAAGAAGAGCAGCAAGUCCUCCCUCUCUGUGUGUGACCAGACAGAGUCCAGCUCCACUGAGAAGUUCUACGCACAGUUCAAGUUGAAAGAGGAGACCACAGUCCAACAGACCUCAUCUUCAGUACAGCAGAUCACAGCACAGACCACAGACAUCACGGAGGUCGGUGAUGAGGAGGAUGAAGAAAAGGGGCUGCUGGAUGCUGCUGUAAAGAUCCAGGCUGCCUUCAAGGGGUACAAAGCCCGCAAGGACAUGCGUCCAGUCUUCAAGGACGUCUUCAAGGACCAGACCAAGGAACCCAAUGGCACCAUCCACCUGGAGUGUGUGGCGGAGGGCAAGCCAGAGAAGGUGCGCUGGCUGAAGGAUGGGGAGCACCUGGCGGACGGCAAGCACCACCACAUUGACAUCUACAACGAUGGCACCUGCUCUCUGGUAAUCACCGCCGUAACCACCAAGGACACGGGCGUCUACACCUGUGAGGUCACCAACAAGUUUGGGGUGACCACCCACAGCGGCAAGGUGACGGUGGGCUCGGCGCGGGAGGCAUCUGGAAGGAGGCCCCUGACCAUGGGCUAUAGUGCCGACAGCGAGGCGGAGAGCUCGUCGGCAGAAAGCGAGAUGGACGAGUCUCUGAGGCAGGCUAGCAAACGGCUGCGCCGCCUCCUCCGCACACGCCUGCCGGCCACGUCGGAGGAGGAGUCGUUCGUCAGCUGUGAUGAUGAGGCUGAGCUGCAGGCCCCCGACCCCAAAUCGUACCGCGAGGACGAGCGAUACAUCUACAUCCGCUUCGACAAGCGGUCUGAGGCCCAGGUGGCGUCUCAGCGCUUCAAAGAGAUGUUCACGGCCCAGGGGGUCCCUGUGGAGACCACCAUCCAGGAGGCUGGACCUCUCAAAGUGGAGCUGCGCAUCAUGAAGAUGGGAUACACUCAAGAUGGCUCUGCAACACCCACACAGGAGAAGCAGCUGCCUGCGUUCAUGACAGGAGCCCCCGCGGCCCCAGUCUUCCUGACUGAACUCCAGAACCAGGACGUGCCAGACGGUUACCCGGUCAGCUUUGACUGCGUGGUGAUUGGGAAGCCUCCACCCAGUGUACGUUGGUUCAAGGAUGGUAAACUGCUGGAGGAGAACGACCACUACAUGAUCAACGAGGAUCAGGAGGGCUGCCACCAGCUCAUCAUCACCACCGUGCUGCCCUCUGACAUGGGCGUCUACCGCUGUAUGGCUGAGAACACCAGCGGCAUCGCUGCCACCAAGGCUGAGCUCAGGGUCGACAUGUCUUGCAGCUCAGACUACGAUACUGCAGCUGAUGCCACUGAGACCGGCUCCUAUAUCAGUGCCAAGGGUUACAUGUCUAGGGAAACGGAAGCCUUUGAGUCUGUGGUAGAGGAUGAGCAGAUGCCACAAGUACUGGAUGAGCUCCAUGAUGUGCACGUCAGCCCAGGCUCACCCAUCGCUAAGAUGCAGCUGAAAGUCAAAGGGUUCCCUAGUCCAAGGGUGUACUGGUUCAAGGACGGCCACCCGCUGCGUUCCUCAGACAGGAUCCUGCUGCUGGACAAGCGAGACAUCCACAGCCUGGAAGUCCUGGAGGUGAAGAGGGAGGACACAGGAGAGUACUCUGCCUACAUCAGCAACGCUGCUGGAACAGCAUACUCCUCUGCUAGGCUGCUGGUUCUGGGUCCAGGAGAGCUCACACCUAUAGAGAAGCACGAUCCCAAGGUGCCUCUGGUGCCGCCCCGCUUCCUGGAGAGGUUCAGCAACAGGAAGGUGAACCAGGGAGCCAGCGUCACCAUGUCUGUCCGAGUGGAAGGUUCUCCCACCCCAAUGGUGAUGUGGUUGAAAGAGGAGUCUGCUGAGGACGUGUUGUGGAUCAAGCCAGACACUAAGGGCUACAAGGUGGCCAGCUCUGGGCGCCAACACAGUCUCAUCCUGAUGGAUGUGGGCUCUAAGCAUGCAGGCACAUACACCUGCAUCGCCACCAACAAGGCCGGACAGUCCAUUUGCACUGCCCAAUUUGAAGUGGAGGAUGCACCACGACCAAAGGAAGAGACCACAAUCCCUCUGGGGAUUACUAUCAGCCCUCCAGACGAAGAUGUUGGCAGAGGAAAAAUGCAGUAUCUAGGUGAAGUUGGAACAGAAGAGUUCCUUAUGAAGCUCACCUCCCAGAUCACGGAAAUGGUAUCUGCCAAGAUCAGCCAAGCCUCACUACGUGUCCCGGGAGGCGAUAGUGACGACGAGACCAAGACACCCUCCGCCUCACCACACCACGGUCGCUCUCGCCCCGGCUCCAUUCUCGCUGACUCCUCCUCUGAGUCUGACGACCCUGAUGCCAGGGGAGAGAUGUUUGACAUCUAUGUGGCUACGGCUGACUACAACCCCACCAUCCCCAACAAAGAUACCAUUUCCCUGAAGGAGGGCCAGUAUGUUGAGGUUCUGGACUCGGCACAUCCACUCAAAUGGCUGGUCCGGACCAAACCCACCAAAACCACUCCAUCCCGCCAAGGCUGGGUCUCAUCUGCCUACCUGGAUAAAAAACUCAAGCUGUCUGAUGUUGCUGGUGACAUCCCAGAGGGAGGUGGAGAAGAGGUCUCAGAAGGAGAGUACAAGAAGAGACUACUCCAACUGAUUCAAGACCUGAUCAACAGCGAGGUAGAGUUUGUCAAAGAGAUGGACUUCUUCACUUCCCACCACGUCAAGCAAGUGGAGAGCCUUGACGCCCCAUCUGACGUCACCAGCCAGAAGGAGGCUAUAUUCAGGAACAUCAACGAGAUCAAGGCCUUCCAUAGCGAGUCCAUGCUCCCUAAGUUGAGCCACUGUGACACUGAUGACGACGUGGCCAUGCGCUUCCUAAGGAGUGGCGAGGGCUUUGAGAAAUACCUACAGUACCUCGUAGGCCAGCAAAAGGCAGAGGCCGCUAUCAGUGACAAGACCGUACACCACUUCUUCAAGGAAUACACAGACAAAGAACAGGCCAGUGCCGACCCUGCUGAAGGUCCUGUACUGAGCAUCAACGCCUACCUACAGAAACCUCUGGACAGAAUCCAGAAUUACAAGGCCUUGCUCAAGGAGCUGAUCAGGAACAAGGCCAGGAACGGUCAGAACUGCUGCCUGCUGGAGGAGGCCUAUGCCAUGGUUUCAUCACUGCCUCAGCGUUCAGAGAACACACACCACGUCUCCAUGAUAGAGAACUACCCUGCCACUCUGGAUGUAUUGGGGGAGCCCAUCAGACAGGGACCCUUCAUGGUGUGGGAGGGUGCACCUGGGGUAAGGUCCUCUUCCAGAGGUCACCAUCGACACGCGUUCCUCUUCAAAAACUAUGUCAUCAUCUGCAAAUCCAAGAGAGACACCAACACAGACACCCAGGGCUACGUCUUUAAGAACAUGAUGAAGCUGAACAACAUAGAUGUGAAUGAGACAGUGGAGGGUGACGACCGGGCCUUUGAGAUCUGGCACGAGCGUGAGGACUCUGUCAGGAAGUACACCCUUCAGGCUCGCACCGUCAUCAUCAAGAACUCCUGGCUGCGAGACCUCAGGGAGCUGCAGCAGCGCUACACCAUGCCUGCCUGGAGUAUGCCUGACUUUGAUGAGCUUCUGGCUGACUGCACAGCGGAGCUGAGACAGACGGUGAAACUGGCCUGCAAGGUUACUGGAGUACCCAAACCUGUGGUCACCUGGUACAAGGACGGGCGUGCAGUGGAGGCCGACCCUCACCACAUCAUUAUCGAGGACCCUGACGGUUCCUGCACCCUGAUCCUGGACAACAUGACGGCUGAUGACUCUGGACAGUACAUGUGCUUCGCCACUAGCACAGCAGGCAACGCCAGCACCCUGGGAAAGAUCACUGUCCAAGUACCUCCUCGUUUUUUGAACAAGAUGAGGAAUGCUGUCUUAAUCGUUGGUGAGGAUGCUCAGUUUUCCUGCACCAUCCAGAGCGCCCCCAGACCCAAGAUCAGGUGGUUCAAGGAGGGCAGGCUGCUGACUGACCAGGAGAAGUAUCAGACCUACACUGAGGCCCGUAGUGGAGUCCUGGUGCUGGUCAUUAAAGGGCCUACGGAGAGAGACCUGGGACACUACGAGUGUGAGUUGUCCAAUCGACUGGGCAGUGUUAAAUGUGCAGUUGAUCUGUGCCUUCCUUCUGCUGUGGCUAGAAGAGGAGAGCAGGCGAUCACCAUCGAAGUCACUGAGCAGGAGACUAAAACACCAAAGAAAACCAUCAUCAUAGAGGAGACCAUAACUACGGUGGUGAAGAACACCCGUAUGAAGCGUCGCGGCAUGUCUCCAUCUGGGUUCAACCGCGCCCAAACCACCACCCCAGAUCUCCCCACCACCCCCACCGGCACGGCCAGGCAGAGGAGGCAGGUUUCUGCCAGCAGGAAGACCACCAUCCCCACCCUGUACGUCACGGAGCCCGAGGGGGGUGCUGGGGCCCGGGCCGCAGAGAACAGGUGGGUGGAGGUAGAGGAAAUCAUUGAGUACAAGGUCAACAAGUCGCCCAGGCUAUCCAGGAGAAGAGGGAUCUCCCCAGCUGGGUCGGAGCGAGCGAACACCCCCUCCUUCACCCGGCCACGGAGGUCCCCGAACCCCAACACCAACAAUUCCAACAACAAGCUGGUAGAGCUGCAGAACUCCUCCGACCUGGAGGGGGCUCAGCCUAUAACCUGGGAUGAUGAGGAGGAGGAUGAGAACGUGGCUGGGUCCGAGGUCGCCCCUGGACUCAGUGGAGAGGCCUAUGAGGUCUCCUCUGUUCUAAUCCCUAACCACCAUGAACAUGAUGAGGCCUGGCUAGAGGAGCAACAAGAGGCCUUUGUCACAGAACCGGAUGAUGAUGAUGAUGAUAACAUGGAACCUCCCAGGAAGCUGGAGCCUAAGACCCUGACCCAGGCCGGUCGCGUUCUCACCCUGGAGGACUUGGAGGACUAUGUUCCCAGGGAGGGGGAGACCUACGGCUCCUCCAACACCAGGCCUUCCCCUGCCGAGAGACCCUGUGAGAUCUCUGUGCUUCAGAGGGAGAUUGGGGGCUCUGUCGUGGGCCAGCCAGUGCUGCUCAAUGUGGGGAGGCCUGUGGUUGUGCCCAGGGGGAGGCGCAGCCCUGGCUUCUUCAGCCGCUUUAGAGAGUACCUCUCAGGCAGCAUGUUCUCCCUGGCUGCCCCCCACCACCACCACCCCAGCUUAGGUCAGUCUAGAAGGGAGAGAGAGAUUCCCAUCCAGGUCAGCCACGCUAAGCAAGAGGUCAAGCCUGCAUACUGCUCUGAGGUGCAGAGAGUGGAGGGAGGGCAGCAGAGAUACAAAACCAAAGUCUACACGUCAGUGGGCAAGCCAGUCACUCUUCAGAUUAGCCAGAACCCAUAUCAAAACCAAUAACCUAGUGUGUGAAAAUCAGUUGCUUGAUUAGAACCAAGCAGAUUUUUGUUAAUUGGUGAUACGUACAAUAGCCGUUUUAGUCUUAAAUGGGAACAUUACUACUUAAGUGUUAAAAAGCAUAUUCUAACCUUGCAUUUUCUUGCAAAUGGGAGGAUCAUUCCAUUUUGAAGCAACCCAUCUGAAAGUCAAAUGCAGACACAGGAAGUCAGUUGUUUUGGUCAGACAAAGUCGUUUUUAAAGGACAAAACAUCAAAAGGGGGUUGGAUAUGUUGUUUAGGCUAAAUGAUUUCCGAACGCCAUUGUAUACUAUCCAGGCUUCAAUUUAUUGUUGCCUUGCUUGCCACAUAUUUGAUUAUUUGAUGUACAGAAAAAUAUAGAAUAAUUGCAAGUCUUGCAACAUGGACUGACAAUAUUUGAAAGUUUAAAAAAUCCAUCUGCUUUACCCUCAGGUGACAGAUGUUUUGAAUGUCAACAUCUUGAUGUUAAACUUCUGUUCUGUAGGAGAACAUCAGUACAGUACUAUAUUUCUCUCUGUGUGUUGUCUCUGAAGUUUAAUGAAGGAAUAUCCACCUUGACUUGUAGCAUAUCAGUUUAUGAAUAGGCUAACUAACUCCUGUGAAAGGAAAAAAGUUUGUCUCGACAGUAACUUACCAAACCAAUGACUUCAGCAACAAAAUUGCUAGAAGUACAAAAGAAGUCUAAAAGAGCAUUGACUACCGACAUUGCUGGAUUGUGUGAAACAUUGACGAUGUUCUUUCAACUGCAGUCACUGUCUGCUUGAGAAUACAAGAAAGCCAGAUUAAAGACUGAUACAUGGAUCAUUGAGUUGUACUUCAGAUUUGGCUGUCCUGUCCUAUGGAGAAGUCUAGAAUUUUCUAAGAAUUUCUAGAUGGGCAGUUACAUGUUGUGCAGUGCUGAUGCUUUUACAUUAACUGUAUAUCAUUCACUUGUGGUGUGGACUGUGGAAUGAUAUAGGUCUACGAUUGUGUUAUACAGGUCUCGUAUAAAGGGUCUCUGUUUACUUUAGGUUAUAUACAUCCAAAACAUAGACCUAUAUAGGAUAUUUCAUUUUGAACUGGGUCAUUUGUUUUAUAGAAAGGCACUUCAUUAUCAGUUUCUUGAGAGCAAUAAAGAGUAGAUUGACCUCAGAUAAUUAAGUAUUUGUGAUUACUUUAAGGUAAAAUGUAAUUAAUUAUAUUUAGAAAAGUGACAGCAUGUUAUGUAUUAGCUUUUUGAAAGCUGAUUUGCGUGUUUAUCUGAUUGACGUAAUUGAAUUAACACAAAACACUAACGCCAGCGCGUUUUGGACUUCUGGGUAGAACCAUUGGAUUUGUCUUUCUUCUGCAUCCGUAGAUGCCAACCAUUAGUCUGUGUAAUUAACGGGGGCUGAGCUAGAGCUGUGUUUGUGAGACAAGGGCGGAUCCCAAAGGGGCCCUAGGCUGGGUCUUUUUACAAAAACGUAUGUAGUCUGAAUGAUUUGAGCUACAAACUAUUCAAAGAUAUUUAUGAAAAGGUGAGGCUCUCACGAACACGUGCAUAUAACUAUGACGCUCAAAACCUACACAAGAGUCAUUAGAAGGUAAGGGGUUGUUCUACAUAGAAGAUCAUAGGAAAUCCAAGGACAUAGUGUCUAUAAUAAGAUCACGUAGUGGCUCUCACAAAAUCUUAACAGUUGUCAUUUCCCAGUGAGCGUACAAUUUCUGUACUUACAGCAUUCAUAUCAAUUCAUUUGGUCAGGAUUUUGCUUUGGCAGAUAUUUUUUUUUUUUAAUUGACAUUUGUCAAUAAAACUCAUGAAUGCAACUGUUUUAUGUCAAAUAGUUUUGUGUUCUACUUGUAGCCCUGGUUGUCCUGAAAAGAACACUCCAUUGUGAGGCUAAAUAUAAGGUCUGGACAUGCCCUUAUAAUAAAUGAAAGUCAGAUACAUUAAAAGACGAUUUUUGCUGGGGUCGCGGGACUGACAGGGUUAAUAUUAAUCUUGUCACAUUCGGUUCAGGGGAGAGCACAGUUACAUAGUUAGUAGUGAGCCAUUGUACACUGGAUUUAUUAACUUUGUUGCAAUAUAUUGUUUUAAAAAGUGAAUUACCACUUUCCAAAGUAAGAGUGAUGAUUUGUUUUAUGUUAUUUUAAACGUCUUGUAAAAGCAUUGAAUGUUUAACUUUGUAAGAAAUUCAACAUAAAUCACAUAUAGGUUUUGACUGCCUGCACAUGUUUAGUUAAGAGAAUUAAUAGUUAAUGGAUUUUUGGGAGGGUACUUCCAAGUGUUUAAUGCACCAAAAUAAUUAAAUUGCAACUGAUGAACUGA
Molecule: messenger RNA, 20407 nt
Organism: Salvelinus fontinalis (brook trout)
Lineage: Eukaryota; Metazoa; Chordata; Actinopteri; Salmoniformes; Salmonidae
Product: obscurin-like
Exons: 70
Coding region: 338-18103 (5921 amino acids)
Molecular function (GO): guanyl-nucleotide exchange factor activity; protein binding
Source: RefSeq, a predicted model, not a curated record